AAUUAACGCAUUUAGCGCAACGCGUUCAAAGGCUUUGUUUUGUAUGCAAAGGCUACGCUGGAGUGGAACGAACUGAAGCCGGUGGUUAUAGUACAGGCGUGUCGGUCCGAGCCGACGCACGCGCAUAUCGCUGAUAUCGCAAAUCGGUAUAAAAGAGGACGUGCCCUUUAGCCGGUCCAAUUCUCCACCAAACUUGUGAGAAGUACAACCUAAAAAAUAAAAUGGCAGAUUUAGACGCGAUGCAUGGCCCAAACGACGCAAACGACACCGAGGGUGUGAUCGUCGCCAAGGGGGUGUCAAUGGUGGUGUUGUUCUGCGCCUGCAUGAUAUGUGGUCUCGUGCCUAUGUUUGUGGCGAAGCGGUUCAACUGGAUCUCUGCCGAAGAAGCCGGCUCAUUAAAAUCAAAGAACAAAAUUGUUAUGACCUUGCUCUCGUUCGGUGGCGGUGUACUCCUGUCAACCACCUUCCUGCAUUUACUCCCCGAGGUCGACCACAACAUUCACCAUUUACAAGAGGAUGGCCGUAUGAAAGAAUUCGACUUCGCACUGGCGCCUCUAUUGAUGAUAUGCGGCUUCUUCGUCAUGUACCUAGUCGAGGAGCUGGUGCACAUUUACUUACGUAGAAGGGAACGGAAGAGCGGUCAAGCGUCUCCAUUAGUGAGGAACCUGAGUGUGCGGAGGAGUCAAAUUAGUGUUGACGGGAAGGAUAAUGGAACGAAGAGUGUUACAAACUCCACUGCCGAUCUUAUUGAUCCAAACUCGAUUAAAAAGAAUAAGGAUAUAGAAAUAAACCACAAUCACAACCACGGCGGACAUGGUCACAGUCAUAUUCCUCUAAACGAAGUAGAUGACGUCAACUCAGCCAUCCGUGGUUUACUCGUCGUGCUGGCUCUCUCCAUACACGAACUCUUCGAGGGUCUCGCCGUUGGCUUAGAAUCCAGCACUGCACAUGUAUGGUACAUGUUAGGCGCCGUAGCAGCCCACAAGCUCGUCAUUGCCUUCUGCAUAAGCGUAGAGCUUGUAGCCAUCCGUACCAAGACAUGGCUGACUGUGGUUUACAUCGUUGUGUACGCCAUUGUAUCACCUCUGGGUAUCGCCAUCGGUAUCCUCCUCGUUGGAGGCGAAGGCGCGACGGCAGCCGGAGUUUACUCCGUGGUGUUGCAAGGCUUGGCAUCUGGAACACUUCUAUACGUCAUAUUCUUUGAAAUCUGGAAGAAUGACAGAGAAGGCCUCCUUCAGUACAUUGCUGCGGUCGCUGGUUUCGGAUUGAUGUUCGGAUUGCAGGUGUUGACUGGACACUCACACAGUCACUCGCACGGCGGAGGCGAUGGCGACUCUGGUGGUGACCACGGCCACAGCCACGACCGCCGUUAACAGAAGUGUUGUUAUUAGUUAUUUCAUUAUUAAUAUUCAGCCAGUCCAAAUGAUUAUUAUGCUACUUAGUUCUAUUGUUACUAGUAAUAAGACAUGACAUGGACAUGGUAGUUAAUUCGUAUUUACGUCGAACUCGCGAGUGCAGGCGAGGUAGUAGGCCCGGCUAGUUUCAUAUCUAAGUCUAUAUAGUACCUUGUAUACGGUCAAAUAUGUUUGUCAUACGUUUUGUUUGAUCAAGGUCAUCAAAUACAAGCGCACACGUACAAACACCGUUCAAACAAGUUCGUCAAACAAGACACACAAAACACUUGGAUCUAUCAUUUUGCUGAGGACAUUAGUAGGUACCUCGUAGCUGCCAGCGGUCGCAUAAAAAUGGCGUAAAAUUUUGUCAAAUAGUUUGACCGUUUACAGGCACUUUAGACUGUACGAGUUGUAUUUAUAAUUUAUUCACAUCCCAUAAUUUAUUACGGUAUGUUUGAUAUUUUAAAUGAUGGAUACAUUUUGAUUAUUAUAAGCGUCCGCUAGCACGCCUGCCGCGGAAUGCCGUGAACACGCACUAGCGAACUAAUGCAGGAUGUUAUAUACCAGCAAGUAGGUUAAGUACGUCUUUCAAAUUGAACUAGGCUUGAUGCUUGGUACUCUGAAGAUGUCACUUAGUAUGAAGAGCAUUCCAACGUUGAUGAGCUUAUUGAUCAAGAAAUCAUGCACUUGGACAUUACUUACCUACUUAUUAACGUUGUAUGAAUGACGGUCUAAGGCGUAGUAUGAGUAUUUUAUAUAUUUGUAACCAGAACGCUAGCAAAAACGAAGACAGGCGAUAGCACUCAUGGUUACUGAUGAGAUCCAUAAAAAACUACAAAAAAAAGUUUAAAGAAAAGCCUGUAUUUUUUAAAAGUUCACAAUAUAU
This is a messenger RNA of Maniola jurtina (meadow brown), 2280 nucleotides long. It is a transcript of the gene Zip89B, whose product is annotated as zinc transporter ZIP1-like. Bases 222 to 1373 code for a protein of 383 amino acids. Gene Ontology annotation, biological process: zinc ion transmembrane transport. The record is from RefSeq and is a predicted model, not a curated record. Lineage: Eukaryota; Metazoa; Arthropoda; Insecta; Lepidoptera; Nymphalidae. The transcript has 5 exons. Gene Ontology annotation, cellular component: plasma membrane. Gene Ontology annotation, molecular function: zinc ion transmembrane transporter activity.